UUUUAAUCGCCACAAGUAGCGCUCUUUUAGCUCGUGUUGUAUCAUGAGAUAAUAUAAACAGUUUACGACAUUCGUAAAUUUUAAAUAAAUUAUUCUGUAAUAUAAAUGGAAGGAGUUCUUUACAUAAUAUCAAGUAAAAUACGAAUUUACAAUGAGUGCACACAUUAAUACAAACACUGUAGUGUCAAGAAAAAUGAAUGAAGAACCUUCAACAAGACGUGCUAUAUUAACAGUUACUUUGGUAUUUGUUGCAUCACUAACUGCUCUUUCUUAUGUCUAUAUGAGCUUUCCAGAAUUAGCAGAGGAAGAGAAGCAAUAUAUGAAAUUACCAUUUCAUAUAGAGGAUGCACAAAAUCUUGGAAAGUUACUAGGAAGAUACAAGGAUCGCUAUUAUUUUGAAGUAUUGACAGGACUAUUCAUUACUUAUAUAUUUUUGCAAACGUUUGCAAUUCCUGGAUCGAUUUUUCUGUCGAUAUUGUCUGGAUUCUUAUUCCCAUUUCCUAUUGCACUUUUAUUAGUAUGCUCAUGCAGCGCAGUUGGUGCAACGCUUUGUUAUCUUUUAUCAUCAUUAUUAGGAAGAAAGUUAUUAUAUAAAUAUUUCCCAGACAAAGCUAAUGAAUGGACAGUGAUGGUAGCUAAGCACAGUGAUAAUCUGUUAAAUUAUAUGCUAUUUCUUCGAAUGACACCAUUCCUGCCUAAUUGGUUUAUAAAUUUAGCUAGUCCUGUAAUAGGAGUCCCUGUAGUACCUUUUACGGUGGGCACAUUUUUUGGUGUUGCACCACCAUCAUUUGUAGCGAUACAAGCAGGACAAACAUUACAUAAAUUAACGUCAUCUAGUGAUGCAUGGUCCUGGAAUAGUAUGAUCAUAUUAUGUAUCUUUGCAUUGCUUUCUUUAGUACCUGUCUUAUAUAAACAAAAGCUCAAAGAAAAGUUUCAAUAAAUUGUAAGGACAAUCGUUCACAUCUUGACAUUCCCCAGGUCUAUUCAUUGGAGAUGCAUUUUAUGUUCCUAUUUAGGAAUAUAUUAUGUUAAUAAAAUAAUUAUUGAAAAAUUUGAGUAUAAUAUAUAAUUAUUAUUAUUUAAGAGGAUAUAUUUUUUAUCCUUUUCUAUAUUUAAUCGCUUUCAAACUUAUUCUGUUAAUAAAGAGAAUUUAUUUUUGUUUC
Polistes dominula (European paper wasp) is the source of this 1163-nucleotide messenger RNA. RefSeq names its product Transmembrane protein stas (gene stas). The record is from RefSeq and is a predicted model, not a curated record. Gene Ontology annotation, cellular component: endoplasmic reticulum membrane. Gene Ontology annotation, biological process: autophagosome assembly. Lineage: Eukaryota; Metazoa; Arthropoda; Insecta; Hymenoptera; Vespidae.